This is a messenger RNA of Saprolegnia diclina VS20, 2111 nucleotides long. RefSeq lists its product as hypothetical. The record is from RefSeq and is a predicted model, not a curated record. The transcript has a single exon. The coding region runs from base 18 to 2018 and encodes 666 amino acids. NCBI's taxonomy places the organism in Eukaryota, Oomycota, Saprolegniomycetes, Saprolegniales, Saprolegniaceae.
UGCCAGUGCUGAACGCGAUGCCUCACACGGUCUCAGACGUCCGGACGUUCGUCGCUGAUCAUGGCGGCGUGCGAGGCCUCACGCGCCUCGGGUACGGCUACGUCAAGCGAGCCGCCGGUCUCUUUGUCGUGUUUCUCAUCGCGAUGGACGCCGUCAUCAACAACUGGACGCUCGGCAACUACCUCGGAGGCGGGUACUUCUUCUUGACGCCAAUCGGCGCGGUGCAGAACGCGCCGCAGCUCGAGACGCAGUACAGCUACAUGCGCGGCCACUCGAUCACCAACAUGUCCAACAUGGGUCAAUGGAUGGCCAACUACACGAUCGUCAACUUUGUGAGCAAGAACGAGCGCGUGUACGCGGUUUCCGCCGGCGAGUUUGACCUAACACCGUCGACGGUCCUCUGUCCCAUCUUCCAAGGCGACUACCACGUUGAUCUGAGCGUCUCGACCAAGGUCAAGCUCGCCGUCGCUGUCGACUCGACGACCUUUUUCCGGGGCAACGCCUUUACCCACGCGAGCAAUGGCGACGGCAACGUACAGGCUGGCGCCAGCAGCGUCGACCUCUUCCGUCGCGGGUACCUUCCGGGGCGAACCACCGUCGACAAACGCUUUACGCACGAGAUUGUGCUUGUCGAUACGCCGGCGGUUCAAAAGCAAGUGGUCUCGUAUUUUCGCAUCUACUCGCACAACUACUGCACCGGCUGCGACGCGGUCGCCGAGCUCGGCUACUCGACGUGUGAGCUCUCGAUGGUCUACACCGACGCAACCAAGACGCUCACGGUCACCACCAGCGCUUUCGUGCCGGGCUCGACGUACAAGCUCGGCUUUACGAUCAUCAACUCUGCGAUUGCUCUUACGUCCCUCAUCAUCAAGCUCAUCGCGAUCUUCGUCGGCUUUGGCGGGUACAUUGCGAGCCGCCGGACCGUGCAGUGGUUUGAGGUUGACCCAGCAAAACCCGACUCGUUUUUAGCCAAAGUCAUUCGCACCGUUGUGCCCAAGUACUUUCCUUUUCCAUCCGAAGCGCUCAGCUACGACAUGAUGCUCUUCAACUCGGACGUGUUUGUCUACUUGUACACACUCUCGGUGGUUUUGGAUUUGCAAAAUUGUCUGCAAUAUGUCCGCGAUGUUAGCGUCUACAACUCGCCGGCGCCGCAAGCGCUCGUGUCGAUUGAGAUCUUUUCGCUUUCGUUCCGCCUGCUUUGGCUCAACCUCGUCAUCCUCAAGCUCUGCAAGCUGCUCUGGAACCUUCUCGGCAUCGCCUCGUACAACGGCCAAAGCGUCAUGAUGGGCUUCUUCAACUUCUCAAGCGUCACGACGUUGUACCUCAGUGGGCUCUUUCUCUUCUACAUCCCGUCCUUUAUCGACUACAACAACUCGGACAACUACGAGCUGUACCACCAGGUCGAGCCGCUCGACGGGAUCCGUGUCGAAGUCAUCAACGGCAUCUACGCCCGCGUCGCGCCGUACGUCAUCACUGUGCUCCUGAUCAACAUCCUCGUUGCCAUCGUCUACGACCACGUUUGGAAUCUCUCGCAUUGGAAAAUGCUGCGGAAAAAUAGCUUGGCGCGCCAAGCAGUUUACAAUAGCACGUCGGUGAUGUGCGAUUUUCUCUGGGGCAUCGAGCCGCACGAGCUGCCGAAUGGUCCGGGCUCGGUCGUCUACAUCAGUGCGCGCCGCUUGAGCACGCUCCAGUGGUUUUACAUGUCGCAUUUGACGUGCUUUGGCUUGCCGGCCAAAGAUCUCGUUGUGAAGAAGCGAAGCAUGCUCACAGUGCACGUCAAGUCGCCGCGCAACAAACCGCCGGUCGCGUCGGCCAUGUCUACGCGGUCGGCCAAGGAACCGUCGGGCGGCGAGGCCAUCACGACCAAAGCGAUCGCCGAAGACGAUACUGAAGAGUUCUUUAUGCUGGCGCAGGACGGCGACGCCAACAUCCACAUCCUCGACGGAAACCUCACCGAAGUGCCCAGCGUUGUGUACAACGUCAAGAUCCUCAAGAACAACAUCAUCAAGCUCAAGUAAGAGAAGGCCACGAUACGUCAACAGCACGUUUAUACCAUUGUACAUAUACGGUAGAUAUAAAAUGGUUAUUGGACAAGAAACACAAAAAGUCGA